GCCGACCGAAUACGUCCGAAGCUGACUGAUCCGUUGAUCGACGAGCAAGGAUCAUGAAGUUAGCCCUUUGACGGAAUUCUGUAAGAACUGCGAGAGCUUCAGAGCGGUCUGAGUGUUCGUAGAAGGUUUCAAAACGUCACUGGCUCCGAUAAUUUGAAAAGAAAUAUAAUAAACGUUGUAAAUAUAAAUACGUUACUUGAUAUUGAUGAUGAAAGUAUCAUCACUAAUGGCAUCAUCACUCGAGCUAUUUGUAAAUAAUGUCCGUACGCUCUCAACGCAAGGCAACUUCAGAGAGCUCUGUGACAUUAUCAAUAAAUCUACGACCACGCUUGCAAGAAACGGGCCACAUUUAGACAAUGUCUUAGAAACACUUGACCUACAGCAACACUCACUGGGAAUCCUAGCCGUCCUCUGCGUAAAACUUUCCCUGCCAAAUGCCAACGGAGCAAACAACCCAGAUGCCUACAAGCCGCUGUUGAAUCAGGUCCAAGACUUCAUCGUAGGAUGCAACGGGGAGCAAGUCAGAUUCGCCCCGGAUACAUACACAGAAUUAUGCCACCUUUUAAGCCAACUCUUGAUAGACCUGCAAAUGCCUCUGCGAGGUGUCGACCUCUUGCGCAGAGCAAUACGAAAAAUACAGCUGUUCGACAGCCAGCUGACAUCUAUACACGCAGAUUUGUGCCAGCUGUGUUUACUCUCAAAGUGUUUCAAGCCUGCGCUAGAGUUUUUGGAUACUGAUAUAACCGGUAUAAGUCAAGAGGGUGGACAAUUCGAGCCGAAAUACUUUUUGCUAUACUAUUAUUACGGUGGAAUGAUAUACACGGCGUUGAAAAACUACAAUCGAGCCUUGUACUUUUUUGAGGUCUGCAUAACGACCCCUGCGAUGUCGGUGAGCCACAUAAUGUUGGAGGCGUACAAAAAGUAUAUGCUGGUGUCGUUGAUUCUUCAUGGUAAAAUAGUGACCAUACCAAAGUAUGCGAGUCAGAUCGUUAACAGGUUUAUCAAGCCACUGAGUCAGGGGUAUCACGAUAUCGCGACGGCCUACUUGACCAAUAGCUGCGCACAAGUUAACACUGUGAUGACCAAGCACCAAGAGCUGUUUGUCAGAGAUCACAACUGGGGAUUGGUGAAACAAGUCCUACGCUACUUGUACAAAAAGAACAUACAGAGACUCACCAAAACUUUCCUCACCCUGAGUCUUACGGACGUUGCUAGCAGGGCACAACUUCCCGGGCCCACUGAGGCUGAGCAAUAUAUUCUAAACAUGAUUGAAGACGGCGAGAUAUUUGCAACGAUCAAUCAGAAAGAUGGAAUGGUCGUGUUUCACGACGAUCCCGAGAAGUAUAACUCACCCGAAAUGCUUGCCAGGCUUGAAAAAGAAAUGGAAGCUUGCACGGAGCUCGAUAAACGGGUUCUAGAGAUGGAGGAAGAAGUGCUUUUGGCACCUCAAUAUGUGCGUAAAGUGUGCUGUCAUGUAGAUCAAGAUGAGCCAUUGACAGGUCCCGUACAUACCAAUGUAACCAAUACCCAAGGACAGUCUAAACAUAGCACUUACUCCAUGUAACAUACCAUGAUCGUGCGUUAUCUUUAUUAAAAAACAAAAACAAAAACAAAAAAAAAAAAACAACAAAACAAAAAAUGGAAAAAAAGAAGGGAAAAAUCAUUUU
Molecule: messenger RNA, 1667 nt
Organism: Neodiprion virginianus
Lineage: Eukaryota; Metazoa; Arthropoda; Insecta; Hymenoptera; Diprionidae
Gene: CSN3
Product: COP9 signalosome complex subunit 3
Exons: 4
Coding region: 206-1564 (452 amino acids)
Biological process (GO): ubiquitin-dependent protein catabolic process
Cellular component (GO): COP9 signalosome
Source: RefSeq, a predicted model, not a curated record